Molecule: messenger RNA, 953 nt
Organism: Lineus longissimus
Lineage: Eukaryota; Metazoa; Nemertea; Pilidiophora; Heteronemertea; Lineidae
Product: multiple coagulation factor deficiency protein 2 homolog
Exons: 5
Coding region: 434-925 (163 amino acids)
Molecular function (GO): calcium ion binding
Source: RefSeq, a predicted model, not a curated record
CCAAAUAUUUCAUUUGUUUUCUCUCGGUGCACAUGAGGGUUCACUACGAUUGUGAGGAAAUCAUGACCUACCAAUUCGAAACAUGCGCACCAGAUCGUGCAGUUAAGUCCGUGUAUAUACGGCAUGCCUGAUAUAUGGUAGACUAAAACCAAUCGAUCGAAUUUGAAGAUACUGGUUCAGUACAUUUAAACAUCUGUUAAGACUUCACAACUGUCACCAUGGUCACGCAAGUCAUUCUGAAUUGUGAAUCUGUUUGAACUGAGGUGUCUUGUUACUGAUCCAAUGAAGAUACAAGCAAGAGUGGUGUAGAAGGAAUAUAACAAGCACUGCGGAAUAUACAAACUAGUAUCGUCUCAAAGGGAAAAACGCCUGGAAGUCAGUUGCAAUUUGGAAAAUUAUAUAUCAACGGAUAACUGCUGCACUAACUGCAGGUAUGCUGCUUCUGCUACUCCUGACCAUAAUCUUAGUGUCCUCUCCCUGUCUCUCUGAGCCUGAUCAUCAUGGGAGACGUGGUCAAAAACGUAAGGACGGUUCUGAUGUUGGAGUACUGGACACAGAGGUUGUGCAAGAAAAGCACCAUAUGCAAGAACAUCUUGAUGAAGCAGGAAUUAAAGUCGACUAUGAAGCAAUGGCACCACAGGAGAAGAUGUUUUACUUUUUCAGAUUCCACGACACGGACAACAGCAGCACCAUAGACGGGCUCGAGCUGAUGAAAGGCUUCCUUCACGAUGAUUUCGAGAACCACCUGCAUGGGCCAGAGAGGGAGGGCCAUCACAUCACUCCUGUGACGGAAGAAGAAAUGAGACAGUUUACAGAGCAAAUCGACGGCGUUUUCAAAGAAAAUGAUCACAAUAAUGACGGACACAUAGACUACAUUGAAUUUAAAAGCGUUAUGAAGCUGAUGAUGGCUUCAGAGAGUUCAUAAAAAAUGUCCGAUUUUUGUAAUUUAGCGG